UUCGAUUUGCGCUCAUUUCUUUAGAUCCGAACAAUUCCUAGCUUUAAGAGCUCCGGUGGAUCAGAAUUAGAAGUUUCCGAAGGAAAUCGAAGUGUUAGGGUUCCGAUUUUUCUGAAAUUUUAGUUUCCGUUUGAAAAAGCGAUGGAGCCACCGGUUGUUAGAUCGAGAGGGAGGCCGCGGAAGCGUAGAAGAAAAGAGGAAGAAAUGGAAGCUCUGGAAGCAAAGAGGCAAGCCUUGGCAACCAGAUCGAUAGCGUUGGUUGGACGAUUCGUGCUGAAGGAGUUCCCGAAAAUCGGUGUUUUUCUCGGUAAAGUUGUGUACUACGAGUGUGGCUUGUAUAGAGUUAGUUAUGAGGACGGUGAUUUCGAGGAUUUGGAUAGUGGUGAGGUUCGUGCUGUUCUACUAAAUGACAGUGAUUUUGAUGAUGAUUUGACUAAGAGGAAGGGUAAAUUGGAGCAAUUAGUGUUGAAGAAUAGUGUAAAGGUUCAGGCUAAGUCGGUGAAGGCUUCUGAUGAGAUGAAUAAAGAUGAAUCCAAGGUUGAUGGACCUGUUUCGGGAGAACUUAACGGUGAAAACGGUGAGGAACAAGCUGAAGGUGGCGAUGAUUUGUUGAGUGAUGAUUAUUCUGAUUCAGAUGCUGAGGCAGUGCCUGCCGUGCCACCGCGGCCGCCUUUGUUGCAGUUGCCACCAUCGUCAGGGACUAUUGGUGUGCCGGAGCAGUGUGUUUCGCACCUGUUUGCUGUUUAUGGUUUCUUGAGAUCAUUUAGCACUAGGUUGUUCCUGGCACCGUUUACUUUAGAUGAUUUUGUUGGUUGUCUUAAUUGCCGAGUUGCUAACAGCUUGAUUGAUUCUAUUCACGUCUCCCUAUUGCGGGUAUUGAGGCAUCAUCUUGAAUCCGUUUCAUCUGAAGGCUCAGAGCUUGCAUCGAAAUGCCUUAGGUGCAAUGAUUGGGGCUUGCUUGAUGCAUUGACUUGGCCUGUUUUUGUGAUUCAGUAUUUAUUAGUUAAUGGACACACAAAAGGACCUGAAUGGAAAGGGUUUUAUGAUGAGGCUUUUGCUUGCGAGUAUUAUUUAUUGCCUGUAAGUAGGAAGUUAAUGAUAUUGCAAAAACUCUGCGAUGAUGUUUUGGAUUCAGAGGAGCUAAAAGCUGAAAUGAACAUGCGGGAAGAAUCAGAGGUUGGGGUGGAUUAUGACGCAGAAGAUAUCAUUGCUGCAGAAAAUGGGCCUGGAAAAGUCCUGCCAAGACAUGCCAAUACUGCUUGUGAGGAUAAAGGAGCCAUGAAGAUAGUUUUGGCAUCAAAUUUUGUGAACCAACAUGUUAACCCUAAUAAUUCCAAUUCCAGAAAUGCAGGAAACGUUGGUGAUGGCGAUGAUAGAAAUGGAGAUGAAUGUCGUCUUUGUGGUAUGGAUGGGACCUUGCUUUGUUGUGAUGGGUGCCCCUCUGCUUAUCACUCCAGGUGUAUUGGUGUUUCGAAAAUGCAUAUACCAGAAGGACCGUGGUAUUGUCCAGAAUGCAAGAUUAACAUGAUUGGGCCAACAGUUGCAAAGGGAACAUCACUUAGAGGUGCUGAAAUAUUUGGAAUGGAUUUGUACGGGCAGCUUUUCAUGAGUUCUUGCGACCACUUAUUGGUGCUCAAUGUCAACAAUGAUGAAUUCUGUCUUAAAUAUUACAACCAGAGUGACAUUCCUAAUGUUAUCCAAGUGCUCUGCGGAUCCUUGCAGCAUAGACCAAUAUACUAUGAUAUUUGCAUGGCAGUUAUGCAAUAUUGGAAUAUUUCUGAAAGAGUCUUGCCUCUUCCUCCUCCGUCAAGUGAAGAUGGUCAUAAGCCUGUUAGUUUGGUGAAUGGAGAGUACUCUCACACUUUGAGCUUGAUUUAUAGUGGCAAUGUAGUCCCUUCACGUGAUAUCUCAACAACUAACACUGUAAAUCAAUGUCCUGAAAGCAGCGGUAAUGAGCUCCCUACCACAAAUAUGAAGCUUCCUCAGGAAACUAGGAUGGUGUCACUAAUGUCAAAUGAUUCUGGGUCUGUUUCUGUUAGUAAUCAGUCUGAGUUGAACUAUCGAAGUUCUGUCAAUGGGUUAACUGUGGUGGCUUCUUCACGCUCUUUGAUAAACAGCCAAUAUAGUAAUAAUGCCCAUUCAAAUGAUAUUGUACUGCCAGUGAACUUCUCUCUGGAAACCAAAGAGAGCACCCGAGUUGGUUUUGGAAAGGUGGAACACAAAACAACUAACAAUGUUGGGUACAUGGGUUUGUCCUAUAAACCUUUGUCAUACAUUAAUAACUAUAUGCAUGGUGAUUUUGCUGCAUCAGCAGCUGCCAAAUUGGCCGUUCUAUCCUCUGAGGAAUCUAGGUCAGAGGGUCAUGUUUCCGACAGUCAGAAGAAAACGAUAGCUCAGAUCACUUAUUUGCAAGCAAAAGCAUUCUCACAAAUAGCUUCACGUUUCUUUUGGCCAGCUACUGAAAAGAAGCUAAUGGAGGUGCCAAGAGAGAGGUGUGGCUGGUGCUUUUCUUGUAAAGCCCCUGUUUCAAGCAAGAGAGGAUGCAUGUUAAAUCAUGCCCUUAUAAAUGCCACAAAAAGUGCGCUGAAAGUUCUUGCUGGUUUUCCUCCACUAAGGAGUGGAGAGGGAAUCCUUCCUAGUAUUGCAACAUACAUUUUAUACAUGGAGGAAUGUUUACAUGGUUUAAUAGUUGGGCCCUUUCUAAGUCCAAGUUAUAGAAAGCAAUGGCGAAUGCGGGUUGAACAGGCCACAACAUUUAGCUCUAUCAAACCACUCUUGCUUGAUCUUGAGGAAAAUAUUCGCAUGAUUACUUUCUGCGGGGAUUGGCAUAAGUUGAUGGAUGAUUGGUUGGUUGAGUUUUCUAUGAUUCAAAGGUCUGCAUCUGCUCUUGGAACAACACAGAAACGUGCACCAAGUGGGAGGCGUUACAAAAAACGCUCAGCUACUGAAGAACCUACAGCUGAUGGUUGCCAUGAAAGCCUUGAGUGGUGGCGGGGUGGGAAAUUCACCAAGUUUAUAUUCCAAAAAGCUGUUUUGCCAAGAUCCCUGGUCAGGAAAGCUGCACGCCAAGGUGGUUCGAGGAAAAUCUCUGGCAUUUUCUAUGCUGAUGGAUCUGAAAUCCCUAAAAGGACCAGACAGUUUGUGUGGAGAGUUGCAGUACAGAUGUGUAAGACUGCAUCACAGCUGGCACUUCAGGUCAGAUAUCUAGAUUUUUAUAUCAGAUGGAGUGAUCUAAUUCGUCCAGAGCAGAAUAUUCAGGAUGGUAAAGGUCAAGAAACUGACGCUUCUGCUUUUAGAAAUGCAAAUAUUUGUGAUAAAAAGCUUGUAGAGGGGAAAACUUGUUACGGAGUAGCAUUUGGGAGCCAAAAGCAUCUUUCUACUCGUUUAAUGAAAAAUGUUAUUGAAAUUGAGCAAGGUAUAGAAGGAAAGGAAAAGUAUUGGUUUUCCGAAACACGCAUUCCUUUAUAUUUGGUGAAAGAGUAUGAAGAAAGCAAUGGAAACGGACCAUCUGUUGGUGAGCACUUGAAUACUGCAUCACAACAAUUGCUCAGUCGGUGGUUGAAAGCAUCCCGCAAGGAUAUUUUUUUCUACCUUACCUGCAAGAGAGACAAUUUGGACAUGUUCUUGUGUUCUGUAUGUCAUACUGGUGUUCCAUUAAGGAAUGCACUCAAGUGCAAUACUUGUCAAGGUUUUUGUCACGAGGGCUGUUCCCUAAGGUCAACAAUCUUCACAAAUAAGAAAGUUGAGUACUUGACCACAUGCAACCAAUGUUAUCAUGCCAAGUUCCUUGCUCAAAAGGAGACCAGUAAUGAAUCUCCAACCAGCCCCUUACUCUUACAAGGACGUGAAAACAACUCUCUUACUAUCCUAAAGGGAUUAAAGUCUAAAUAUUCUGAUCUAGCACAGAAGUCUGCCAAGGCAAAGGAUAGCCGUCCAGAAGCAAAACAAGCAAAACAAGUUGCUUCAAUGACAGUUUUGAAGGAAGCAAAGACUUCCACCAAGUCAAAGGAUAGUCAUCCAGACAGAAAACAACUUGCUUCUGGUUCCAGCUCGGCAACUGCAACCCAUCGUAGGAAUUGUUCUUGGGGUGUGAUAUGGAAGAAGAAAAAUAUUGAUGAUACAGGCGAUGAAUUUAGGCUCAAAAACAUACUUUUAAAGGGAGCUUCAGGAAUUCUUCAAGAGCCACCAAUUUGUCACUUGUGCCGUAAGAAAUACUGUUCCGAUCUGAUGUACAUUCACUGUGAGUCAUGCUCAAAUUGGUAUCAUGCUGAAGCUGUUGAACUCGAUGAGUCCAAAAUUUUUGAUGUACUGGGCUUCAAAUGUUGCAAGUGUCGCAGGAUAAAAUCACCUGAUUGUCCUUAUGCUGAUACUAAGCGCAAGACACAAGAGGGUAAGAGGACAAGGACUUCAAAGAAAGAGUAUUCUGGUCCAGAUUCUGAUUCUGAAAAAUUUUCUGAUACAGAACCUAAGUUAGAGGAUGCUGAGUGGAGUACUCUCUCUGGCCCUGGGCCUCGGAAACUACCAGUGAGACGGCAUGUUAAACGUGAGGGGGACUGCGAUGGAUUUUACGUAGAGAAACCGUUGUAUGAUGAAACUUUGGCACAUAAUGAAGCGGGUGAUACGUACAAACCCGAGCCUUUAGACUAUGACUCUGUCGUGCCAAAUGAUAGCAAUCUGCUUAAUGAAGCGGAAGGUUCACAGUAUGAAUUUGCGGACUUUGAACCUCAUACCUACUUCUCUGUAACGGAACUGCUGCUUCCAGAUGAUAGUAGCCAGCUUGAGGGAGCUGAUGCAUCUGGUGAGUUGUCAGGAUAUUUGGGGAAUUCUUGUACACAAGUUCCUGAAGAAUGCGGUGUAACUUUAGAUGACAAAUCAGAACCUGCCCUAUCAUUUGAAGACGCUGUUUAUAGUUGUUGGCAGUGCGGGCAAAUGGAACCAGCCCCUGAUCUGUGUUGUGAGAUUUGUGGGAUUUUUAUUCACAGUCAAUGCUCCCCUUGGGUUGAGUCACCAUCAAGGCUUGGAAAUUGGAGGUGUGGCAAUUGCCGGGAAUGGCAAUAGCUGAUUCACAUGUCAUUUUGUUGAAUUUGAAUUUGGGAAAUUCUCCCUCUUGAUUGAAGUGGGUUGAAGCUUCUGAUGCCUUAACAGUGAUAAAUCGUACAAGUCAGCUCAAAUGAAUAUUUGCACUUUCUUGGCAGUAUCUCCCCGUGGACGAGGUGAAUUGUUUGCGAAUCUUUCAAGGGCAACUUUAUGCUGUGUGCUUUGUCUUGCCAUUAUUCUGUGCACUGUUCACCGAAAUAUAACUGCCUGUGCAGUGCCCAGCGGUCCCGGUGUACUCAAUCGACGAAAGGAUCUGGUGCGUUUGUCGUUAGUUUGCUUUGAUCCUAUAACGAGAUUUUUUAAUCAAAUCAGUCGGUCACUCGCAUGGGGGAUUGUUUUCACUUUACCCAUUUUACGGUUCGUAGAUAAGCAUUGUUUUUGUGACGCUUAUCUGAUGGAAUUAUUUGUAUAGAUGAGAAUCCUCAAUUUUUUAUGGAGGUUAGUUAAAACUAUGAAGCUUCGAUCUAUUACGAAAGAAGCUUCUAUACUGCUUCCAUUCAUUUUCACUCGUAGUAGUGAAAGAAAGCACGUUAGGAUCCAAUGCUGGCCUUACUUAACUC
Molecule: messenger RNA, 5657 nt
Organism: Arachis ipaensis
Lineage: Eukaryota; Viridiplantae; Streptophyta; Magnoliopsida; Fabales; Fabaceae
Product: DDT domain-containing protein PTM
Source: RefSeq, a predicted model, not a curated record